AUGGAAUUAUACAGAAUUAAAAUUUUAAUUACAGGUGGAAAAAGUGAAAAAGAUCACAAGCUGCAACAAUUGGUAGAUGAAAAGCGAAAGAAAGAGUAUAAAGCUGCUGUCAAAAUCCAGAGCUGGUUUCGAGGAUGCAGAGUCCGAGCCUAUAUCAGAUAUUUGAACAAAGUGAUAGUUGUUAUACAGAAGUGGUGGAGAGGUUAUCAAGGAAGAAGAUACUUCAGAAAAAUGGUCGAGACAGCAUAUUUUAUUAUGAAGAUGAAUUUCUACAAUGAAAUGGCUGUCAGGAUUCAGAAAAGAUGGCGAGGCUAUUAUGCUCGAAAAUAUACCCAUAACUAUUAUGCCCUGAAGAAAUACCUGGAAGCCGUUUCUGUGAAUAAUGAGAUUGUCAGGAAAGAACUGAACGAGUAUGCAGAAAUGAGAGAGAAAGAAAAGAAAAGGAAAGAACUAGAAAAGAAAGAGAAGGAAAAGGAUCACCAAGCCCGAAAGAUGCAUUACCUCCUUAGCACUGAGCAGAUUGCAGGUGUGUACAACUCCCCGUUCAGAACAUCUCCGGAUCCGAUGGAGCUCCUGUUACGGAAGUCAAAGCCGUUGAGCCACAGGAAGCAGCCAGCAAAGAGUCCCCUCCCAGGGGCGCUCUGUGACCUGUCCCACAGUGCAGGGUCUCUGACCUUCCCCGCCGCAGAGCCUCUGCCACCUAUUGGCACCCAGAAACCUCAGGGGCCUUUCCGUGAUCCCGCUGAAGUUCUGCGGCAGCGCUACAAGCCUUUGGAACCAACCUUGCGAGUGGCAACGUCAAUCAAUUCACUAGAGAAGGCCAGAGAGGAAAUCAAGAGAGAGGAAUGGAGAAACCGUAUACAUGACAAUGAAUUUUUGCCAUUUUCUUCAUAUCAUAAAAAUGAGAAGUAUGACCCAUCAAUUCUUAGGUCAGAUAACUAUGGCGAAGAAACUUAUGGAAUUAAACAUUUCCGAGAAGUACAGCCUAAAAAGUGGAUAACAGACAAGGACUUUCAAACAGUGUUACCAUCGAUCGUUCUUUUUGAAAAGUUUGGAAAAACUUAUUCCAGAGCUGGGCAAAUAGUUUAA
This is a messenger RNA of Tinamus guttatus (white-throated tinamou), 1089 nucleotides long. NCBI's taxonomy places the organism in Eukaryota, Metazoa, Chordata, Aves, Tinamiformes, Tinamidae. The record is from RefSeq and is a predicted model, not a curated record.